GAUGAUUCUCUGUUUGUGUUUUCCACAUGACUAUUUGGCCUGUGCCAAAAUAUCAAGCCUAAUAGUUCUUCACUUUUAUAUUCGCUUCCGCUAUAACACAUUUGUCCUAAGCUGUCCCCUGUAAUGCAAUUAUCAUGUCUGUCCUUUCUUUUUCUUCUUCAUCAUCAUCUUCUUCUUCAUUCACUAGUUUGUCACUUUCCCUGCUGUUUAUCCUCCACAUAUAUACUUCGUUUUGCUUAGCCAAAUCCAUUAACACUACUCGUCCACACCGCAAACUCUCCGCUGAGUACUACUCCAAAUCAUGCCCUCAACUUGAAAAAUUGGUCUCCUCCAUCACAACCCAACAGUUCAAAGCAGCACCUGUUUCAGGACCAGCAACCAUCCGGCUUUUCUUCCAUGACUGCUUUGUAGAAGGCUGUGAUGGAUCUAUUCUAAUAGAAUCGAAGGCUGGAAGCAAAAUGUUAGCAGAGAAGGAUGCAGCAGUUAACAAGGACCUGAGAGUGGAAGGAUUUGAUAGUGUAAAGAAGGCAAAAGCUUUAGUGGAGAGCAAGUGUCCUGGUGUUGUGUCUUGUGCUGACAUUCUUGCUAUUGCAGCCAGGGACUAUGUCCACUUGGCAGGGGGUCCAUACUAUCAAGUUAAGAAAGGAAGGUGGGAUGGAAAAAUAUCAAUGGCAGCAAGAGCUGAGUCCAACAUUCCCCAAGCAAAUUUCACCGUUGAUCAGCUCCUCAAACUCUUCAAUUCAAAAGGGCUAGCACUUGAAGACCUUGUUGUUCUUUCUGGUGCACAUACAUUUGGUUUUGCCCACUGUCACAACUUUGUUAGCAGGCUCUAUGACUACAAGGGCAGCAAGAAACCCGACCCGGCAAUCGAUCUGAGACUACUAAAGGCACUGAGAAUGUCAUGCCCACAACAUGGUGGAAAUGCAGACAUUGUUGCACCAUUUGAUGUUACUACACCAUUCUCCUUUGAUCAUGCCUAUUAUGGAAACUUGGAGGCUAAAUUGGGGUUGUUAGCCUCUGAUCAAGCCCUCUUUUUAGACCCAAGGACUAGGCCAUUGGUUCAAACUUUAGCAAAGGAUAAGCAAAAGUUUUUUCAAGCUUUUGCAAUGGCUAUGGAUAAAAUGGGCUCUAUAGGUGUCAAAAGGGGUAGAAAACAUGGAGAGAAAAGGAAAGAUUGUACCAGGCACAUGUGAUGAGCAUUAGACCCUUUUUGUUUUUAAUUUUUUUGGGCUUUUCGUAGUUUUACGCUCUUCUUUUUUUUUGGUUUUUUUAUCCAUUUGAUUGGUUUAGCCCUUUGGUUUCUAAGUUGUCUUUCCUUUUUCUUUUGCCUUUUGUAUACGUGGCAUUGCUCUGAAUAUUUAGAGCGAGAGAAAAUUGAAAAGAUUUUAAUUUAAACUUGACAGAUAUUAUUUCUA
This is a messenger RNA of Ziziphus jujuba (common jujube), 1415 nucleotides long. Its product is annotated as peroxidase 19. The transcript has 3 exons. Gene Ontology annotation, biological process: hydrogen peroxide catabolic process; response to oxidative stress. NCBI's taxonomy places the organism in Eukaryota, Viridiplantae, Streptophyta, Magnoliopsida, Rosales, Rhamnaceae. The record is from RefSeq and is a predicted model, not a curated record. Gene Ontology annotation, molecular function: peroxidase activity; heme binding. Bases 135 to 1193 code for a protein of 352 amino acids.